GAAUUGAAGGUGGCUUAGAUGAAUGCUCGUUAUUUGACCUAAGUCAGCUUGUGGAAGAGUUCAGUUCACGUUCUUGCUGAUAACUUUGUUGAUGUUUCCUGAAUGGAAAUAAAAUUUUACUUGAGCAGUCUGAAGGUUUAUUUUGACUUCUUGUGCUUCCUGUAGGAAAAGACUUUUUUCAGGUAGACUUCUUCCAAGAGUCAAAAGUCCAAGUUCAGUUACUGCUGCAGUUGUACAACAGUGUUUGGAAUGUUUGCAGCCAUAUAAGCAACGAGUUUCUUCUUGGUGUGUGGUUUCAGCACAGCAUGGCUGUGGUCAUCCACUUGCAAAGUCUUCUGAUUGUGGUGGGGACCAUGGACUUCUCUGGAUUGACCAUUCCUGAUGGGGGCAUGCAUAUUGUAGGGGGUGAACUGGGGGAAUAAAAUCAGCAGUGUUGAUAUUACAAAAUGACAAAACAUCCUCCGAAUAGAAGAGGGAUCAACUUUGAGGUGGGAGCCCAGUUGGAAGCCCGUGACAGAUUAAAAAACUGGUAUCCAGCUCACAUUGAAGAAAUUGAUUAUGAAGAAGGAAAAGUACUUAUCCAUUUCAAACGCUGGAACCAUAGAUAUGAUGAAUGGUUUUGUUGGGACAGUCCUUAUUUGCGUCCCUUAGAGAAGAUACAGUUAAGAAAAGAAGGAUUACAUGAGGAAGAAGGUUGUGCAGGAUUUCAUAUAAAUGAUCAGGUAUUGGCAUGCUGGUCUGACUGUCGCUUCUAUCCAGCCAAAGUUACUUCUGUUAACAAAGAUGGUACAUACACUGUGAAGUUUUAUGAUGGUGUAGUUCAGACUGUCAAAAACAUUCAUGUCAAAGCUUUUUCCAAAGAUCAGAAUAUUGUGGGUAAUGCUAAGCCUAAGGAAAGAGGUAAUGAAAUUCCAUCAUCUCCUGAAAAGCGGGAGAAAUUUAAAGAACAGAGGAAAGCAACAGGUAAUGCAAAGAAAGACAAGGAUGAAAAGACAUUAAGGACUGAGAAAAGAGUUAAGCAACCUGAUAAAGAAGGAAAAUUGAUAGUCAUCUCAGAAAAAGGCAAGGUCUCAGAAAAGAAUAUAUCUAAGAAUGGAAAAGAAGAUAAAGAGAAUAUAUCAGAGAAUGAUAUGGAAUAUUCAGUAGAUACACAAAUUGAGAAGAAGCCUGAGAAUGACAAUGUAAAGAGUCCACAGGAAAACGCAAAAGAAACUAAACGAAAACGUGGAAGACCACCGAUAACACCUCCAACAGAGCCAAGUUCUCAGACGCUGCAGCCCAUAACUUUGGAGUUGAGACGUCGGAAAAUACCUAAAGGAGGUGAAGUUCCAUCAAAGCGUCCCAGGAUUGAAAAAAACUUGUCUCAGGAAAAAUUGAAGAGCUCUUCAGAUAACCCUGAAAGAGACCAGAUCAGGAGACGAUCUUCAAGACUCUCAUCUAGUAUUAGCCAUGAGAUUUUAAAUACAGAUCAUGUUACAGUGUCAACAGAAAUUCAGCCUUUGAAAGAUGCAGUAUCUAACCAAAAGGAAUCUGAGAAGGUCCAGUUAGAAAUUCCUGUUGAAUCUGACCAAAGUUUCAGUGAACAAGGAUCUCCUGGAAACACAUCACAUAGCACAGCACUCAGUACAGAUGCCAGUUUACAGGAAGAAAAAGUUGAAGACACUGAGUCUUCCCCUGUUACUGUCAGAACUCAAGAACCUUCUGCUGCUACAGUAACAAAACCUUGUAGGAGAGCAGAUUUUCUUGCAUCAAAAAAAGCUGCAACUGUUGAUCAAGAUCACAAGUUUAGAUGCAAGUUCUUGGACUGUUCAAAAUCCUUCCGCAAAGCCAAGUUAUUGCAUUAUCACAUGAAAUACUUGCAUGGAGUGGAGAAGGCUGCAGAAUCACAGCAGAACCCUGUAAAAAGAAAUAUUCAAACCAGAGCUUCUUUGGCUUCUGAAAAAGCUAAUCAAGAAAGGUCAAAAAGAGGACGGACCACAGCUGGUUCAUUGUAUGCUCCUCUACACAUAGCCCUAAGGAGUACCCCAUAUAGAGAUGAAAAAAUAGAAAAGAGAAGAACUUCAACUCCUGUAAGUGUCUUAAAUAGUCACCGACAUUCUGUUAGAGAACAAACCAAGAACCACAUAGCGAGAUCGCUGCGGAAGCCUCAAGAAAAAGAAAGAGUUGAAAAUGCUGUUAAAGAACAAGGGAAGAACAAAGAAAGAAAAUCCAAAGACUAUGGAAGGUCCAAGUCAAAGAAAAAGAAAAAAAAGAAAAAGAGAACUAAGCCUGAAUACUCUGGCAGUGAAGAAAACACAGAUAUUUCCCAGGAGCUUUCUCCUGAAAAAUCAGUUGUCACAAAAUGUAUUUCUUCAAAUAAAUCAUCUGCCCACCCAAGCACACUGCUACACUGCUCCGAUUCUGGACAGCACAGAGGAAAAUCAAAAACAAACGAGGAUGACACCCUGAGUGAGUCAUCUAUGGAUAGCUUGCUUUGGAGUGAUGAUGACUGCAGUCAGGAUGUUGAUGUAACCACAAACCCUGACGAAGAAGUUGAAGAAAGUGAUUUUGAGAUUGUUCGGUGUGUUUGUGAAGUAAAAGAAGAAAACGACUUCAUGAUUCAGUGUGAAGAGUGUCUAUGCUGGCAGCAUGGAGUCUGUAUGGGUUUACUGGAAGAUAAUGUACCUGAGAAAUAUACCUGCUAUAUUUGCCAAGAUCCUCCAGGUCAGAGGUCCAGCUUAAAGUACUGGUAUGAGAAGGAGUGGUUAAGUAAUGGUCACAUGCAUGGCUUAGCAUUUUUGGAAGAAAAUUAUUCCCACCAGAAUGCCAAGAAGAUAGUAGCCACUCACCAACUUCUUGGCGAUGUACAGAGAGUGAUAGAAGUACUGCAUGGACUGCAGCUGAAGAUGAGCAUAUUACAAAAUAAAGAGCAUCCUGACCUAAAGCUUUGGUGCCAUCCAUGGAAGCACAUUACAGUGGAUGAAAAAAUUCAUACAAAACACAUCAUUCACAUUGAGGAAAACUGUUGCAAAGAGGAGAUGGCAAGUUAUAGAACUUGGAAUGGGACAGUUGAGAAACCCUCAACCAUUCCUUCUGUGGAGGAAUCUUACAUUACGAGUGAACACUGUUACCAGAAGCCUCGGGCCUACUACCCUGCGAUAGAGCAGAGAUUGGUUGUGGAAACGAGAGGUUCAGCCAUGGAUGAUGGAGUAAAUAGAAUAAGGGAAAAUGGGGAUGAUGCCCUGUCAGAGAGAUUUGGCUGGAAUCUGGACCGAGAAAUAUGCAAGAUGGAAAAUGAAUCCAAACACAAUUACUCUAAGGUAAGAGAGUCUGUCUCUAAGAAAGUCUCUCCAGAGGAAGCUAUUGAAAUGAAAUUGCUGGAAAAAGACAAAGAAGGAGUUGUGAACUCGCAGCUGCAGUGGCAGCUUAAUCUUUUAGCUCACGUGGAAUCUCUGCAAGAUGAAGUCAUACACAGAAUGGAUUUCAUUGAGAAGGAGCUAGAUGUUUUGGAGAGUUGGCUGGAUUAUACAGGAGAGCUGGAACCACCAGAACCGCUAGCUCGACUCCCACAACUCAAACAUUGUAUAAAGCAGCUUAUAACGGACCUAGGCAAAGUGCAACAGAUUGCACUUUGCUGCUCAACGUGAGACUAGAAAAUGUUGGAGACUGUUAUUGAGUGCGAAGUUGGAGCAUCUGAUGUGAACAGCUCUGUAUAUUUAAAUUAAAUUAGCAUGCUGGUUGCAUGUGGUGCAGAUUGACUUCAGGGAUUUGUGAAGAAGUGCUGUUCAAAGAACAGCAAAAAGGUUAUUUUAUCAUAAUUUCACGUUUAUUAGGCAAUUAAAACGAUAUGGAAGAGGUCAUACUGUUGUCUUCAGAGGUUGGGUGUUGGUUGAUAAAUUAUACUUAAAUUUUCACUCCUUACAAGUUGCUCAUUGAAACGGUAGACUGAAAAUAAUUAAAUUGACUAAAAAUUGUGCCACUGAAGAACAGAGUUCUAAGAGCCAAAAAUGUUUAGUUGACAGAAGUUGUAAAUAACUUUGCAUAGUUUAAGUGACUUGUGUCAUGUUUUAUUCCUUCUGAUUUAUGCAUAAUAGCACACAGUAUUUAAUCAUUAGGAAAUGUUAUAACAGUUUUCAGACUUAGUAAGUAUGAAUGUCCAGCUCUUAACUAUAUCUGUUAUGUGGAGGUUUGCAAGUAACAGUGGCCUAAACCCCACUUCUAUUACGUUAAAUAAUGUAGCAGAAGGUCACAGGUGGAUUGCACUUAUUUUCAGAAUAAAUGAUUGUUUUCCAUAUUUAUCCUGUCACUAUCACAUGACUUGGUACUGGGGAAACCCAUGAACGUUGUGUUUAUGUGCGUUCUUGAGCUCUUAAAUAUGGCCAUACUGUGCCUCCUGAAGCAGUGCUAGUGGGACACCCUUGUUGCGGCAGUAUGAAAUACCGCUGUGGAAAGACUGGAGAUGCCCUCGAAGUUCCAGACUUCAACAAGGUCUGUAAUGGACGUUACGUAGUUUUCUACCCGUUUGUUAAUAAUUGCCAUUCCGGUUAUAUUUUGAAAUGUAGACUUUUUUCAAUACUCUGAACGUGUUCAUUGUAAAGACUUACUUUCUGAAUGUGUGGUUUUGGGAAUCAGUUUAUUUUAUAUUUGUGUAAAUAAAGCCUCAAGAUCUAUGCAUGAGGUACUGUCCUCGCAGACAGUGAGUGGGUUAUUAUCUUAAAUGGUGUAUGUUCACAAAGUCCCUUUUUAUACCUUAAGUUUUAAUUUUCUGGUUUGUAUUACUUUGAGAGCAAGGUGAAAAUGCUGCUUAUGUUCAAGUCACAUACAGUACCUUUUGAAAUGUUGGUGUAUUGUAAGUAUUUGAGAUGUUAAAAGUCUUUCAGCUGCAGAUCAUAGCUCCAUAAAUAAUGGCUGUGACUUUAGUUUUCCUUCCCAAACGUUGCUGAGUUAAGUUCACUGUGGAAAAUGGUUAAGCUGUUUUUGCAGUGAGAGGGUGUCCUUAAAAAGCUGGAUUUGUUACCUUGAUUUUAUUGUGUGUGAUGGUACCACCAAAGGGUAGAAUUUAAGCACAGUUGUAAUUGAAAGGCCCGUAACUGUACAAAUUACUAAUUUUGGAUAUGAAUCUGUAAUGUUUGUAUAGUGCAAAGAAUAAUGUAAACUUGAAAUAUCCAAUAUUAUUGUAGGAGUUAAUGGUAUCUACACAGUAAAUAUUUUAUUUCCUUCAGAAAACAAAAUAAUUAGGCUACUCUAGGUAGUAACUAAGGCUUUUGUGCCAAGACUCAUUUCAGGGAAUAAUUUGUCUCACAGUUUUAUAGUACUAGUUGGUAUAUAGUGAAUACAACAUAUGUACAGCAGAAAAAUAAACUUAUUUUUCUGUAACACAAUUGGAAUAAAGCUUACAUGAUAUUUAAGAAUGACUUCGCUCUCUGAAGAUGAGACCAAUGCUUAUACCUUGUCUCAUUCCUGUUAAUGACACCUGAGUUCAUGUAUACUGUGUAGCUCUAGAACAGGCGGCAGCAACCAGACAACCGGAACAGCAUUAGAAGGAGCACCCCGGACAACUGUGAAGGUUUUUGGGUUUUUUCAGGUGAGAUCGACCAGAAAGGUGUUCCCUGGUUGAAAUCUGUAAAGCAAGCACUCCGACGGGGCGUCUCUUGAAGAACGUAGCAGCGUUGUUAACAAGUCAGCUGUGCUUACAGUUUGAGGGUGUGAAAGCAGGUAAAUUCCUGAGCAGACUUUUCACUCCAGCGUGGAACUUCUCCUUCCCAAGCAGUUGCUUUUUGUGUGUUCAUUGUACAUUCUUACUUUGCCAGUUUAUUUUUGCUCAGGGCAGUACUUAAGAUUUGGAAGAAAAGGCAGUUCUGAUGGGUGAAUCAAAUGGCAAAUACUGGAGACUUGUUUUCCUUUAGUAGAGCUAGGGAAGCCCUUGCAGAUAAAGACUGAAAAUAUUUAUUUAAAAUAGAGUAGCAUUUCUCAUGUUCAGGAAAGAUUCUUUAUUGUGCUCUGCCUGGAUUCAUUUUUGUCCCUGUUUUUGCAAGUUUCCACAUUGUUAUUUCUUAGUCUGGACCAACUGUUCGGUCUGGCAGGUCACUUUCUUUAUUUCUUUAAAUCACUGGUAAGUGAAUGCAAAGUGGAGCCUUGAUGAAAUGAGCAAACAUUGCACUGUGGAUACAUAAGUAUAUUUGUCUUUGUUUAUGCACUAUUAGAACUGAGGGCGCUGUAUAUAGAAUUUUGCUUUGGAGCAAUAUUUGCAAAACUUGAAAACUUCUGUAUCUUGGUGUUUGGAAUAAAUAAAUAGGUUUUUGUUGGUUAA
Messenger RNA from Aptenodytes forsteri (emperor penguin), 6289 nucleotides. It is a transcript of the gene PHF20, whose product is annotated as PHD finger protein 20. Gene Ontology annotation, cellular component: MLL1 complex; NSL complex. Lineage: Eukaryota; Metazoa; Chordata; Aves; Sphenisciformes; Spheniscidae. Gene Ontology annotation, biological process: regulation of transcription by RNA polymerase II. The coding region runs from base 447 to 3626 and encodes 1059 amino acids. The transcript is spliced from 23 exons. The record is from RefSeq and is a predicted model, not a curated record.